Peromyscus maniculatus bairdii (prairie deer mouse) is the source of this 7494-nucleotide messenger RNA. It is a transcript of the gene Naca, whose product is annotated as nascent polypeptide associated complex subunit alpha. Gene Ontology annotation, cellular component: nascent polypeptide-associated complex. The record is from RefSeq and is a predicted model, not a curated record. NCBI's taxonomy places the organism in Eukaryota, Metazoa, Chordata, Mammalia, Rodentia, Cricetidae.
GGCGGACGGGGGGCGGGGCCUGACCCGGAAGCGCGCGCUGGCCCCGCCCUCCCCGGCGUCCGGCUUCCCCCUGCCACCGGCGUGCGUCGCUGACGCUCUCGCCCGCUCUCCUUCCGCCGCCAUCUUGGUGCCGCGCUCUCCGCACGAAAUGCCUGGUGAAGCCACAGAGACCGUCCCUGCCACAGAGCAGGAGUUGCCACAGCCUCAGGCUGAGACAGCUGUGCUUCCUAUGUCUUCAGCCUUGAAUGUUACUGCUGCUUUAGGGCAACCUGGACCUCCCCCCCCUCCUUGCUCCCUGGCCCCCCAACAAAGCCCUCUAGUAACUGCUAAUCAGCCUGCCCCCCUCCCUUCCCCCAGUACUUCCUCAGCCCCCUUUGAAGCCCCUUUUCCCCUGCCGUCUUCGGAGACAGCUGCCCCUCUGGGGACUGCCCCCCCUACUCCAACUUUCCUGCCUCACCUGAUAGGGCCUCCCAUCUCCCCGGCUGCCUUAGCUUUGGCCUCUCCCAUGAUAGGUCCAGCUCAGAAAGGUGCCCGGGCCUCCUCAGUCCCCUUGUCCCUGGUUGCCGUGGCUCCCCGCUCAGUUCAGAAGAGUCCUGUAUCUCCACCUCACCCUCCCACCUCAGCUUCCUCAGCUGCUGUGGCUGAGCCUGGGCCAUUGCCACCUCUUGCUCCUUUAGAACCAAAGGCCUCUACCAGUCAAGUCCCCUCUCAGGUAGUCCUGGGUCUGAAAGGUGUUGCCCCGAGUCCUCCAGAUGUAAUCAGUGCUUCUCCUGCCCACCUUGAAGCCCCCCUGGCCUCUGUUCCACCUGUUCCUCAAACACUGUCCAUCACUCCAACCAUCACUUCUCCAAUCAAAGGCAUCCCCAUUUCCUCAGCUCUGACUCCACAAAGUAUGUUAAGCCUUAACCUAAAGAGACCUGUUAGUUCACCUGCUCAAAACACUGUAACUCCCAGCACCCUCCCGGCCCCCCCUACUUCUCUGGGUUUGCAUCUUCCACCUUUACAUCCCAGUUCUCUGGAUCCUCCUAUCCAGCCUUUACGUCAGUCAGGUCCUACAGCGAGUAACACCGUUUCUGUAGGUCAUUCUGCUGUUGAGGCAUCCUGUCCAUCUGAGAGAUCUGCAGUUCCUCCCCUCCCUUCCUUCCAGGCAGGACUCCUUCCUUCCAGACAGGAGCUGGUUGCUGACUCUCUGGCAGCUCUUUCAGUGGGGGCUCCGUCUGUUGAUGACGGCACCUCUGCUGUUACUGGUGUGCUCUGUGGCCCUCCUGGCUCCUCAGAUGCAGCUGCUUCAUUGUCUCCUAGAGCCUCUCUCAUUCCCAAAGAUCCUUCUAAUGCCACUCAGCAGCCUUUGCUGACGACACAGAUUCCUGCUUCUCAAAAAACUGCCUUCAAAGAAACUCCUGUCUGGUGUGUUGGAGCCGUCCAGCCUGCUCCGGAUCACCCUUCUGCCACUUCUGCUGCACCUGCCCCUUCAGCGUCUCCUCCAGUCCCGUCAGGUCCUGCGGGUAGCAGAGACCCAGCUUCCCCUGCUGUUCUAGGAGUACCAGUUCCUCCUCUGCCAGCCACUGAAGGCCUUAGAAAUCUCCCCACUUCAGUACUGGUAAAUGUAGGCGCCCCCAGCUCUGCGGCCCAGGCAGGACUCCCUACCAGAAGAGACCCCACUCUGCUACCAUUGGCCCUGACAGCACAUAAAGAGUCUCCUCCUCCCAGUGCGUCCUCUUUGGGGGUACCUUCAGAAGACACUGUAACAAAGAAGGUUGCGGAAGGCCCUGCCCCUGUAGUGAGGGCAGCCCAGAGUGCUGACUCCCCAACUGCUGUUGUCAAAACAGACCCUGUCAGUCUGUCGGUCAAGUGUUCUCUCGCUGCUCCAGCAAUGGCUCCAUCUCUUCUAGAGUCUUCUGAUCCCGAAGAGCUGGCUCUUAAGACUGCCAAAGGUACAUCUGCUUCUAAAACAUCCACUCCUACCACUUCACCUCUGGCUCCUUUAGCCUCUGAAGGUUGUCCUAUGGCUCCAUCUAUGGCUUGUCCCCCCGCAAAUGUUUCUGCUUCUGUGACCACUUUGGCAUUGGCCCCUGAAAUUCGCAAGUCUGUACACUUUCCCGCUCCUCCCCCAGCUGGGAUUUCUUUUUCCGGUGCAAAGAAAGUUGAUGUUGUUUCCUCUAUGGCAUCUUUGGCCUCCUCUCCUGAAGGGCACCCAGGAGACUCUGGUGCUUCUGUGUCUUUGAAAGGCACUCUGGUUUAUCCAACUGAUUCCCCAUCUUUAGAGACUGGUGUGUCUCCUCAGACUAAAAGGCCAUCAUCUAAGAAGGGUUCUGCUAUCCCAGAUGUUUCUCCUGCAAACCUGUCAUCUCCUCUUUCUCCACCUGAGCUUGCCUUCCUUCCUGGGGCUAGUCUUUCUUUUCAAAGCCCUAAAGACUCACUUAAGCUUUCUCCUGUUUCUCCGUCCUCCAAAGGGGCCCCUGUUCCUUCAACUGUGACUCCUCCCUUCCCUGAAGGGGCCCUAGUGGAGACUUCUACAUCCCCCCAAAAGGUCCCAGCAGAAAUUACUCCUUCCCCCCUAAAGACCACAGAAGCUACAGCUUCCAAACUGGUCUCUGUAAUCCAGCCUCCCAAAGUGGCCCCUAUUGUACCAGAUGUGAUUCCCACCUCUUCUAAAAAGACUCCAGUCCCCAAAGAUAGUUCAGCAACCCUGUUGCUCCAAAGUGUCCCAGCUGUGACAUCUUUGUCUCCCCCAAAGGCCCCUGCAGCCCCAUCUCCUACUAGAGCCCCCAUUGCUCCAACUGAGAUUUCCCCUUCCCUCAAAAAUGCCCCAACAACUGCAACCCCCAAAGAAGCUUUAGCAACCUUAUCUCCCAAAGUUGCCACUGCUGUCCCAGGUUUGACUUCUCCCUCCCAAAAGACUCCAAAAUCAAUGUCCCCUAAGGAUGCCUCAGCUAUGCCUUCCAAAAAGGCACCAGAAGGUGUAGCUUCCAAAGUGUCAGCACCCCAGCUCCCCAGAGAGGCCCCACCUGCACCAGCUGUGGCUCCUCCCUCCCCACCAAAGUCUCCAGCAACUGAAGCAUUCGGUGAGGCUCUAACAAGCCCACCCUCCAAAGGUACCCCUCCUGUCUUAGCUGAGGGUCCUACCUCCCCUAAAAGGGCUCCCAAAACUGCAGCCCCCAAAGAAACCCCACCCGAAGGGGUCACAGCUACGCCACUAGAGAGUUCACCGUCCCCAAAAAAGACCCAAAAAACUGUAGCCUCCAGUGAGAAUUCAACCUCGUCCAAAGGGUCCCCUAAGAUUGCAGCCCCCAAAGAAACUCCAACCCCUUCAGGCGGGGUCACCACUGUGGCACUGGAGAUUUCUCCCUCCAAAACUGGAGCCCCAAAAGAAGUUCCUGUGACCCCAUCUCUCAAAGGUGAACCUGCUACUCUAGCUCAGAGUCCUACCUCCCCUAAAAAGGCUCCCCAAACUACAGCACCCAAAGAAACUCCACCCGAAGGGGUCACAGCUGUGCCACUAGAGAUUUCUCCAUCCCCCAAAAAGUCCUCAAAAACUGUAGCCCCCAAGGAAAAUUCAGCAACUCCAUCCCAAAAAAAGUCCACAAAAACUGCAGCCCCCAAAGAAAUUUCAACUGCACCUUCUGAAGGGGUCAGUGCUGCUCCAUCGGAGACUGCUCCUUCCCCCAAGAAAGCCCACAAAACUGCAACCCAGAAAGAGGGGCCUGGGACCCCAUCUUCCAUAGGUGCCCCUAAUACCCUAGCUCAGAGUCCUGCCUCCCCUAAAAAGGCCCCUAAAACUGCAGCCCCCAAAGAAACCCCAGCAACCCCAUCUGAAGGCAUCACAGCCGUGCCGGUGGAGAUUCCUCCCUCCCCUAAGAAGGCCCCCAAAACUGCAGCCCCCAAAGAAACCUCAGCAACCCCAUCUGAAAGCAUCACAGCCGUGCCGGUGGAGAUUCCUCCCUCCCCUAAGAAGGCCCCCAAGACUGCAGCCCCCAAAGAAAGUUCAGCAACAUCCCCAAAAAAGACCCCUAAAACUGCAGCCCCCAAAGAAACCCCAGCAACCCCAUCUCCUGAAGGCAUCACAGCCAUGCCGGUGGAGAUUCCUCCCUCCUCUAAGAAGGCCCCCAAGACUGCAGCCCCUAAAGAAACCCCAGCAACCCCAUCUCCUGAAGGCAUCACAGCCAUGCCAGUGGAGAUUCCUCCCUCCCCUAAGAAGGCCCCCAAGACUGCAGCCCCUAAAGAAAAUUCAGCAGCAUCUUCCCCUAAAAAGGCUCCUAAAACUGCAGCCCCCAAAGAAACCCCAGCAACCUCAUCUCCUGAAGGCAUCACAGCCGUGCCGGUGGAGAUUCCUCCCUCCUCUAAGAAGGCCCCCAAGACUGCAGCCCCCAAAGAAAAUUCAGCAGCGUCAUCUCCCAAAAGGCCGCCCAAAACUGCAGCUCCCAAAGAAACCCCAGCAACCCCAUCUCUCGAAGGGGUCACAGCUGUUCCACUAGAGAUUUCUCCAUCCUCCAAAAAGUCCUCAAAAACUGCAGCCCCCAAAGGAGCUUCAACUCCAUCUUCUGAAGGGGUCACAAAUGCGACACAGGAGAGCUCUCCUUCCCCUGGUACCCUAGCUGAGAGUCCUGCCUCCCCUAAAAAGGCUCCCAAAACUGUAGUCCCCAAAGAAACCUCAGCAACACCAUCCCCCCAAAGGGCUCCCAAAACGGCAGCCCCCAAAGAAACUCCGGCCAUGCCACUAGAGACUCCUCCCUCCCCCAAAAAGACCUCAAAAACUGUGACCCCCAAAGAAACCUCAGCGACGUCAUCCCCCCAAAAGGCCUCUAAAGCAGCAGCCCCAUCUUCUAAAGGGGUCACAGUUGCCCCACUGGAGACUCCUCCUUCCCCCAGAAAGACCCCUAAGCUGUCAGGACCCAAAGAAACGCCCACAGUCCCAUCUCCCGAAGGGGUCACAGCUGGACCACUAGAGAUCCCUUCAUCUCCCAGAAAGGCCCCCAAAAUGGCAGGCCCUAAAGAAAUUCCAGCAAAACCAUCUCCCGAAGGAGUCACAGCUGUACCCCUGGAGAUUUCUUCCUCCAAAAAGACCUCAAAAACUGCUGUCCCUAAAGAAAAUGCAGCAGUAUCAUGCCCAAAAAAGUCCCCCAAAUCUGCAGCACCCAAAGAAACUUCAACCCCAUCUCUUGAAGGGGUCACUAGUACUCCAUUGGAGACUGCUCCCUUUCCCCAAAAGGCCCCUAAGAUGGCAGGACCCAAAGAAGCACCAGCAGUAUCUGGGGUCACCAUUGCACCACAGGAAAACCCUCCCACCCCACAGAAGGCCUCAGCUUCUGCAGCCUCCAGAGCCAUCCCUGCUGACAGGCAGGGGGUUUCUGGCUUCCCCAGGGAGACUCCAGUAACCACGCCUGCUCCCCCAGUCAAGAACCCUUCCCCCCAUAAAAAGGCCCCAAUGCCUGUAGCUCUUAAAGAAGCUCCAGCAGCGCCGUCUCCCGGUGCUGCCCCGGCUGUGAUUCCUCCCUCCCCAUCAAAGAGUCCCAAAACACCAUCAUCCAAAAAGGCACUCAAGAAUUCAGCCCCCAAAGAGGGUCCGGCACGUCCCUCCCUUGACGUUGCCACCACCUCCCUGCCAGAGAUGGCUCCCUCUCCGCCAAAGGCCCCGGCAGCCCUGUCUCCUGGAGGUGCUUCCACUGCCCCAGCUGUGGCUCCCCUUUCCCCCAGCCCCCCCAGUAAGACCCCAGCUCCCACAUCUCCUGAAAGGGCCCCCAUUGUCCCAGCUCCUAAAAAGGCCGCAGCAACGGAGACUUCCAAAGAGAUUUCAACAGCUCUAUCUCCCCAAGGGGCCCCUGCUAUCUCUUCUGUGGCUCCUGUCUUCCCCAGAGAGGUACCGACAUCCUCAUCUUCCCAGAGGGCUCCAGCCCCCAAGGAGACCUCAGCAACUUCAACCUCCAAAGGAGUUCUUGCCCCCACCGUUAACGCUCCUUCAGCUCCAAAAGAGGCCCCAUCCUCCAAAGGGCCCUCUACUCUCCCAGCUACGAGUCUCCCCUCUAAAGAGGUCUCCAUUCUCUCCUCCAUCACUUCUUCCUCCCCCAAAGACCCCCCUACUCCCCCAGCCUCUGUCACAGGUAGCACAGGGACUGUUGGCCCUCAGGCAUCUGAAACGCUCCCGGCAAAGAAAGACCCUCCAGAAAGUGCUCUGGUCAGCACUGCUCCCCUUCAGAAAGGCCCAAGAGCCAAGAAGAACUCUGCUUCCCCUAAGUGCUCAGAUCCCUCCGCGAAGAAAGAUACAAAGGGCCUCCUUUCUGCAGUAGUUCCAGCCCCUCUGACAGUCCCUGUGGAGAAAGACUCUCCAAAAACUUCAAAAGCUCUGCCUGUUUUCCCUGCAAAAGACAAUGAUGGUCUCCAUUCCCCAAAGAGUCCUGUGGAUGCUUCUCCUGAGUCUCAGAUCACUCCCCCUCUGGCAGCAGUUACUUCUGACAAAGCCCUCCCUGAAGCUGGGUCAGCAGCAUCUGGGGCUCCAAAGCCUACCCCACCAGCCUCCCUGACUCUUGCUCCCUCCCCAGUUCCCCCUCUGCUUCCUAAACAGCCAUUUCUUCAGUCCUCACCUGGGUCGGUGCUGGAAUCAUCCUCUAAGCUCCCAGCCCCUGCUGAUGAGGAUGAGCUGCCGCCUCUGAUUCCCCCGGAAGCAGUCUCUGGGGGAGUGCCUUUCCAGCCGGUCCUCGUCAACAUGCCCACCCCCAAACCUGCUGGGAUCCCUGCCCCAGCCCCCUCUGCCAAGCAGCCUGUUCUGAAGAACAACAAGGGGUCAGGAACAGAAUCCGACAGUGAUGAAUCAGUACCAGAGCUCGAGGAACAAGACUCCACACAGACAACCACACAACAAGCCCAGCUGGCUGCAGCAGCUGAAAUCGAUGAAGAACCUGUCAGUAAAGCAAAACAGAGUCGGAGUGAGAAGAAGGCCAGGAAGGCUAUGUCCAAACUAGGUCUUCGACAGGUUACAGGGGUUACUAGAGUCACUAUCCGGAAAUCUAAAAAUAUCCUCUUUGUCAUCACAAAACCAGAUGUCUACAAGAGCCCAGCUUCAGACACCUACAUAGUUUUUGGAGAAGCCAAGAUUGAAGAUUUGUCUCAGCAAGCACAGUUAGCAGCUGCUGAGAAGUUCAAGGUUCAAGGUGAAGCUGUUUCAAACAUUCAGGAAAAUACUCAGACUCCGACUGUACAAGAGGAGAGUGAGGAGGAAGAGGUUGAUGAGACAGGUGUGGAGGUUAAGGACAUAGAACUGGUCAUGUCACAAGCAAAUGUGUCACGAGCAAAGGCGGUCCGAGCCCUGAAAAACAACAGUAAUGAUAUUGUAAAUGCUAUUAUGGAAUUAACAAUGUAACUAUUUGACAGCAAGGACACUUCCAUUCUCCGCCUCCCCCCUCCCUUUUUUGGUGUUUCGAAAGUGGAACUACAGCUUGGUUUGAAAUUUGUACUGUUUCUAUCACUAAUAAAGCUAUGGCUUCUUGUUGGAUGAACUCA